Molecule: messenger RNA, 2173 nt
Organism: Chironomus riparius
Lineage: Eukaryota; Metazoa; Arthropoda; Insecta; Diptera; Chironomidae
Source: the annotation of a GenBank genome assembly
AUUUCAUUCAGUACAGACGUGAAGCUUAAAGUUCUAGAAAAUUUUAAUAAAAUGUGAAUUUAAAUUUUUUAAUUAUGAAUAAAAAAGUGCAGCUAAUCUUGAAUUCGCUGUUGACAGUCAUAGCUGCUGUGGGAUUUAGUGGAGCUCAAGAGUGUGAAAAGAAUAAUGUUAAAGACUGUAACAAAGUUUACAACUCAAUCGACCAAUCAGAUGGCAUCAUUACAAGUCCUUGUUAUCCAUCAAACUAUCCCAACAUCACAGUCUGUAAAUAUGAGUUUAUUGGAAGGACAAAUGAGAGAAUUCAAUUGAAUUUUAUUGAUUUUUCAUUAACCGGAAAUCACACUGAAUGCUAUUACUCGGAUACGGUUGAGAUUUUCAUGUUCAUUAAGGAUAAGUAUCAACCUGUGCAGCUGCUGUGUGGACUGCACCAACUACCAGGACCAAUAUUGUCUUACAACAACAAAAUGCAAAUUGAAUUUCGUGGUAUUUAUGGCGGUAAAUUGGAGAAUGCUCGUGGAUUUAAAUUGGAAUUUGCAUUCAUUAGGCAUUACGGAAUCAAGUCAGGCAAGCAAGUUGACAACAAAUGUGAUUUUAUUUACAAUUCAAAUGAAACCAAGGCUGGGGUUAUUAACUCACCAAAUUUCCCCGGCUCAUAUCCAAUUAAUAUGGAAUGCAAUUAUUAUUUCCAUGGAAAUGACAAUGAAACAGUUGAAAUUUUAUUUUCAUACUUUGAUGUCGAAGGUGUGUUUCCAUGUUACGGUGACGACGUCUCUAGUGACUCAGUUGAAUUUUCCAACUAUCCAUCACGUGACAGAAAAUUAAAGUUUUAUUGUGGAAAGGUUGACCAUGCAUUUACAUUAAAAUCUGAAAAUAAAUAUUUUCGAGUGACAUUUCGAAGCAAUGACAGACUGGAUGGAACUGGAUUUAGAGCAUCUUAUAAAUUUAUUAGUCCAAUUAAAAAUGAAACUCGUACUCAAUAUAUUGAGAUUAAUAUUGAAAAUUCAUCAAGAAAAUUGAAUAUUUCUAUUUUAUUAAUUUUUAUAGGAAAUUUUGUAUUUUUUAAAUUUUGUUAAUUUAAUAAAAAUGAAUUAAAAUUUUAAUUUGACUUGAAUUGGUUGCUUGCUGUAUUCUAAGGUUGACACAGUUCUGUGGGGUUACUGGAAGGGUAUAGAUCAUUGGCCAGCAUCUGUAGCUUCUCCAUAAUGGAACAUUUUAUAAGAUUUGAUUAAAAACAGACUGCCACUAAGGUUACAUUCCUUGAGUAGCUACAAAAACCCACACCAGUGUUGGUCGAACUAUGAUCCGCGACACCCAAAUGCUCAAAAAGUUUCAAGCCAGUCGAGAAAUUGACUUUUUUGCAAUAGAAUUAUCAUAUAGUCCCCCUUUUGUAUAGCCCCCGGUAGGAGGGGGGGGGGGGCGGUUGUAGGUUGAGUGACAAAUCCUGCUAAGUUUACUUUCUUAUUUUCCUAGGGUUUUAAUAAAAUUAAACAGUAUUGCAUUUGGUAUGGUUAAUUGGCAAACGGAAGCCAGCGAUAGAGUCAGCUUCAGGCGCCAUCUAAGGGAGGCCAUGGAUUACAAUUGAUCUGUACGGCCAGCGAAGUAAAUAAGUUUAAUGGAAAAUCCCACAAAAAAACAUUCUUCUAAUGAAUGUCUUCUUCCCCCUCUUAAAAUUCCUAGCUACGUACUUAACCCCCCUAACACAUCCCCUUAUGAUAUAGUCUCAACCCUACUUUAUAUCAACCAACCAACUCCAAUCAACAAAGUGUCACAAUUUCUUAAGCUUUACAAGCCACAACAUCAUUCAAAACUUUUGUCAAAUAAAACCUUGCAUUGUCCUUGACAUUAUCAGCAAGACCAGCAACAGCAGAUUCAACAUAAACAGCAAUUUGGAAUUGAUUAAUAGCUUUUGUCAAUUUUACAGUUUCACAAGCGUCGUCAGCAAUUUCCUGCAUAAUUCUGAACUUAGAAUUUAUAUUUGAACUUGUGACUCCAAUUAAGGUGCUGUUGAGUUGUUUUAGAAGAUCGUUCCAGCUACCGGAUGCGGUUGGAGUUGUUGCUAGCUUGGUUGUUGUUGGUCCUGGUUUAGCAGUUGAUGAGGUUGAUGUAGCAGCUGAAGUGAGAGUCACGAAUAAAAUGACACAGAAAAGUUUAAGCAAAUUUUGAUCCAUUUUUU